UGCUGAUGAAUUUUGUGGAGGAGGUGAAGCGAAAAAAACCCAAACCAAAGAAUUACCGCUUCCAUUAUGAGUGGGAAAGUGAAUUCCUCUUCACGAUGUCCAACGGCAAAUGCACUUGCCUCAUCUGCCAUGCGACGGUGGCCAUCAGCAAGAAGAGCAACCUGCGACGACAUUUCACCACCAUGCACAAACAAUUCAUCGUUGAUUAUCCCGAGAAUUCAUCUGCAAGGGCCAUGAAGGUGGUCGAACUGAAAUCAAUCUUUCCAUCAUCCACGCUGAUGGAUGAUUGUGCAAACAUGAGGAUGUCGCCAACAAAGUCACCGACGCCAACCAGUACAGCUGAUUACUUUAAUUUCUAUCCUCAGGUAA
Parasteatoda tepidariorum (common house spider) is the source of this 369-nucleotide messenger RNA. NCBI's taxonomy places the organism in Eukaryota, Metazoa, Arthropoda, Arachnida, Araneae, Theridiidae. The record is from RefSeq and is a predicted model, not a curated record.